UGUUAAUGCUGGAAUAACCUUAUUUAAACUCUAGGUAAAAACAGAGAAUCACCAUGGAUCUGGAUAUGCUCAAUAUGUUUGCCAUUGCUGCAGGGACUCUUGCGAUCCCUAUCCUUCUAUUUAUGGCAUCCUUCAUGCUGUGGCCAUCAUCACUCAUCAAAGUCUAUUACUGGUACUGGAGGCGAACGCUGGGUCUACAGGUGCGCUAUGCAGACUGUGGUGGCUAUCGCUUCUGUUACUCAUACAGGGGAAAAUCAGGCCACAGACCCUCUAUACUCAUGCUGCAUGAUUUCUCUGCUCACAAGGACACAUGGCUCCCGAUGGUGAAGUACCUUCCCAAACAUCUCCACCUGCUAUGUGUUGACAUGCCAGGGCAUGAGGGUACAACACGAACCAACACAGAUGACUAUUCUAUCCAGGGUCAGGCCAAGAGAAUACGACAGUUUGUAGAGGCCAUUCAACUUAACAGAAAACCCUUCCAUCUGGUGGGCACUUCAAUGGGUGGGACAGUGGCAGGCGUGUAUGCAGCCUGCUAUCCUUCAGAUCUCUGCAGUAUGACCCUCAUCUGCCCAGCCGGUCUGAAGAACCCAAAUAAAAGCAAGUUUGAAUGUCAGAUGCAUGAUGUGGAGCACAGCCACUACAGUAUGAACAUUCCACUCAUUCCUUCCACCCCAGAGGAGAUGGAAGAGAUGCUGAAACUCUGCUCUCAUGUGCGAUUCAGAGUGCCUCAACAGAUUCUUCAAGGACUGGUGGAUGUACAGAUACCACACAAUGACUUUUAUCAUGAGGUGUUUAUGGAAAUUAUGAGUGAACACUCUAAAUAUGCCUUACAUGAGCAUAUACACCAAAUAACUACCCCUUUGCAAAUCAUCUGGGGCAAACAGGACCAGGUAGUGGAUGUGUCCGGGGCAGCCAUGCUUGUGGAGGCUCUUCAAGGCUGUCGUGUUGAUCUGCUGGAAAACUGUGGCCAUUCUGUGGUGAUGGAGCGACCACGCCAGACAGCCAAGCUUAUUUUAGAUUUUAUUAUCUCUCAGCAGAGCACCGCGAGUGCAAGCACCAAAAAAAAAUCCUGAGAUGUCUAUCGAGCUAAAUAUUGUGUGAUACUUGUGUUUAAAGCGCUAGACUCAAAGUUAUAGUACACAAUAUAGAGCAGCAUUGUUUUUGUAGUCUAGCUUUUAUGAUACACUAUUAAGCUGAAAUGUAAUUAAAGCUAUUAAACAAGGUUGCACUAUCAAAUACAUAACAAUACAUUAACUUAGUGA
Messenger RNA from Myxocyprinus asiaticus (Chinese sucker), 1262 nucleotides. RefSeq names its product monoacylglycerol lipase ABHD6-like. The transcript is spliced from 9 exons. Lineage: Eukaryota; Metazoa; Chordata; Actinopteri; Cypriniformes; Catostomidae. The record is from RefSeq and is a predicted model, not a curated record. Bases 54 to 1073 code for a protein of 339 amino acids.